This is a messenger RNA of Fomitopsis serialis, 1008 nucleotides long. RefSeq lists its product as uncharacterized. The record is from RefSeq and is a predicted model, not a curated record. Bases 1 to 1008 code for a protein of 335 amino acids. NCBI's taxonomy places the organism in Eukaryota, Fungi, Basidiomycota, Agaricomycetes, Polyporales, Fomitopsidaceae. The transcript is spliced from 2 exons.
AUGUUGAUAUUCGCCUUCGUCAUGCGGGGUGCCGCCGCUCUCAUCGGCGCCCUCGCCCUCAUCGCCCCGGUCCCGCUCGCCGCUCCGGGGACUAUUCUCAUCCUGCGCGAGUGCGCACGCUCGCUGGACUGCUCAACAUGCGGCAACAUGUUGAUGCUCGAAUACUCGCGCAACAUGGGCCACUACCAGCGGGUGGUCAAGCAUUCGCUGAACACGCUCUUCGUCGCUCAUGGCCUGCCUCCGGCUCGCCUACGUUACGGCCUUGAACCUCCUCAGGACUCGGAGUUCGUUCGUCUCAUCCAGUCUGGCUGUGGCUAUCCUGGUGGUCUCUGCUCGCCGCUCUACUUCAACCCGACACAGACGACUGUGUUCGACGGUCUCGUUCGCCCUACCAUGGUGCCUACUCGUCCUUCGGUUGAAUUCCAGCUCUCAGACGACUCUGAGCUGCCUCCCCUCUUCGACUACGUCUGGUCGACGACGAUCGCGGUGCCUGUCAUGGUAUCUACUGCGGCCGGGGAACUCGCAAACCCUGCCGCCUCUCCUCUGUCUAAUGCAGCACACACGGUCACUGCGUCUCUUCUCUCGACUGAAGCUCGCCUAGCUCCGGCGGUCAAUAUGGUGGAUCUCGUUCCUCUUAUGGCUACCGGUCUCUUUCUCUUCGUCUUGGUUAUCGGUGCAUGCCUGGCGCCCCCUCGCUACUCUGUCAAGUCUAUGCCGAGCUGGCGGUUCGUCUCGUCGAAGGCCUCUCUGAACGACACCGAGUUCUGGCGCAAGUACGACGAUCUCGAAGCUGGUCUUGCGCCUCCCGGCUCUGCCUACCCUGUGGGCGACGCGUCUCGUCCUUGUUCGUCAUCAAGUCCGGCAAGCACAAGUAUGCCAGUUACGGCACCCCAAACGGUUCAUCACAUCGCGGAGCGACCUCCUGUUGAAGAAGUGCACGUCGGCAUUUCCUCUGCUUCUGGUCGCGGUUCGAUCCCUGGUGAUCCUCUUGGUAGCCCUCCUGGUUGA